AAAAAAACUACACAAAGAAGAACAUCACUUCCUGUUUAAAAAUGGCUGCACCCAUACUAAUGUCACAUUAGACAUUAGAAGUGCUCUUUUCUGUAAUGUUGAAAACGUGUUCGAUCUCUUACGUAUUCUUUGGACCUCUUUUGCAGGGUAUACCUAAACAUGGUCCAUCUAUCAUCCUUCCUACUGAAGACGUACCAUGGAGGACACAUUGUCAUCAGAUUGGCAAUGGCUGGCCACAAACAGUCUAACAGACCUUUCUACCGCAUUGUGGCAGCUUACAACAAGCGAGCACGAGACAGUAAAUACAUAGAACAGCUAGGCUCUUAUGACCCCCUGCCAAACAUCUACAAUGAGAAACUGGUCAGCAUCAACUCUGACAGGAUCAAGUACUGGAUGGGCUGUGGUGCACAUCCAACGAAGCCUGUGGCCAAACUUCUAGGACUGGCUGGGUUCUUCCCCCUGCAUCCCAUGACGGUGACAGAAACAGAGCGUCACAGGGCCCUGGCAGAACUAGCAGAGGAAGCAGCUCCAGAGGAUGGAGUUAAGCAGCAGCAACUAUGAUAGCUGGAGCAUGGGGGACUGUCAAGCAUAGCAUGGUGUGGUUACUGUACACAAAGGACAGCUAGAAAUGACAUUCUCCUCCCAAAAGGUUAACUGUUUCCAAGUGAAAGCCUUUGUUCUAUAUGAACUAUGAAUAUUCUUAAGCAGUGCUUUUCCUACAAAUUUUCUUUUUUUAUUUCACCAUUAUGAUAAGUGCUACAUAUUCACAUCUCAAAAGCAAAGACAUUUGUUACGAUUUUCAGGAAGUAUUUUAUAUUAGCUCAGUCGCUAGGAACAAUUUGUGUAAGUUGGUUUACAAUUUGGCUUAACCCUGUCAGCUGUAGUUGCAGAUAUUCCACUACUGACGUGCUGCCAAGAUGAAACUAAUGUAUUUUGCAUAGAGGCCCCUGUGGGACAGUCAUUUAACCUUUUGAGGUCCCAUUUUAAAUGAAAGAAUAACGUAUGUCGUACAUAAAGUCUUCAUAUAUAAUCUAAGUGUAUGUCAAACUCUAUAAAGGAUGUCAUAACCAGGCACAAUGUAGGGUGAAUUGCCAAAUGUCACAUACCUCAUUGUGUAUGUUUAUGCACCAUUUAUAGAGCAUGACAUACAAAUAUAGAGGAUUUGUGAAGCAUUUAUGUCGUGCAUAUGAAACAUUUAUGUAUGCUAUAUAAGUUGUACUGUAUUUAAAAUGUGACCCUGUUGGAUGGUGGACGCAAUAUUUAAGUCCGUCAAACAUAGGAGAGUAAUGACAUACAGUGCCUUAAAGUAUUCAUACCCCUGGACUUACUCAACAUUUUGUGUUAGUCUGAAUAAAAAAUGGAUUAAAUAGA
Molecule: messenger RNA, 1371 nt
Organism: Oncorhynchus mykiss (rainbow trout)
Lineage: Eukaryota; Metazoa; Chordata; Actinopteri; Salmoniformes; Salmonidae
Product: small ribosomal subunit protein bS16m
Biological process (GO): mitochondrial translation
Cellular component (GO): mitochondrial small ribosomal subunit; ribosome
Molecular function (GO): structural constituent of ribosome
Source: RefSeq, a predicted model, not a curated record